Molecule: messenger RNA, 1152 nt
Organism: Dendrobium catenatum
Lineage: Eukaryota; Viridiplantae; Streptophyta; Magnoliopsida; Asparagales; Orchidaceae
Product: glucose-induced degradation protein 8-B homolog
Exons: 7
Coding region: 141-827 (228 amino acids)
Biological process (GO): cell surface receptor signaling pathway; cytoskeleton organization
Cellular component (GO): cytoplasm
Molecular function (GO): protein binding
Source: RefSeq, a predicted model, not a curated record
AUAAUUUCUCAAAUUGACAACCUAGUGCUAACUGUACAUCGGCACCGGAGGAAGGAGAAGAAAGAAACGAAACUACCUUUGAGGAUACCUUGUCUCGCAAUACAACCCAGCGUUCUCUUCAUCUUCUUCUUGGCGCAGCAAUGAUGGACUUCGAUCCUAGGGUUUACGAGAACGUCUCCAUUAAUGACAAUGACGUUCGCAACAUUGUCUUAUCAUAUCUUGUGCAUAACUGCUUCAAGGAAACAGCUGAAGCACUUCUUACUGGUACUGGAAUGCAGCAAUCUGUUAAUUACCUAAGUGACUUGGACAAGAGAAAAGCUAUUUUCCAUUUUGCAUUGGAGGGGGAUGCUAUUAGAGCAAUAGAAUUAACAGAACAACUAGCACCCAAAUUACUGGAACAAAAUGAAGAUCUGCAUUUUGAUUUAUUGGGGCUUCAUUUUGUUGAACUUGUAUGCUCAAAAAAAUGCACAGAAGCUUUGGAAUUUGCCCAGGCCAAGCUAACUCCAUUUGGAAAAAUUCAAAAGAAUGUUGAGAAACUGGAGGAUUUCAUGGCUCUUCUGGCAUACGAGGAGCCUGAAAAAUCACCCAUGUUUCACCUGCUUGGUUCUGAAUACAGGCAAAGUAUUGCUGACAAUCUGAAUAGAGCCGUUCUUGUGAUCAGCUUUAUUCUCAUGGACAAUGUAAUGGCAGCCCAUGCUAAUUUACCUUCCUAUUCUUCAAUGGAGAGGUUGAUUCAGCAAGCAACUGUGAUCAGGCAAUAUCUGCAUCAGGAGCUUGGCAAGGAUGGUCCUCCUCCCUUCUCAUUGCAGGCUUUCUUAAAGAGCUAAUGCCAGAUUUUGCGCUCCAGAAUGAAGGAUUCCUUUCACAACUGGAUGCCAUUUUCACUGCUAGUGUUGAUUUCCAUGAAGAUAUUGCAUAUAACUUAAGAAGGAAACAUGUCCAGUUAGAGAUAAUAUUAAGGCCCUGAGGUACUCCGAGCUUCCAUUAUGGCUUACAAGUUUGCAACCAGAAGAGGUUUCAGAUGUCGAUUCUGAUAUGGUGUUUUUCUCUUUUUUAUUUUGGAAGAUUAAAAGUUAUCUCACUGUGUAAUAUUUACUUAGAACUCUUGCAUCAAACAAAGCAUUUGAGCUAUAUAUUAUUUUUAAUAUUUAA